AUGAGCACGGUGCCCAAAUGGAGUCAUUCCACGGUGCUGGUGGAUCGCAAGUCGAAGUUCCAGGCCCAUGCCAUGAGUAUACAAUCGUCCAGUUCAGUUAACGAGCUGAUCCAGGGAUUGGUAUCACAGGACAAGUCGAUACAGAGAGCGUCUCAUCAAGCCAUGUAUGCCUGGAGAACGGGCACACCGUCUACAGACUCGAAGAAGCAACCGCAGGUUCAACAGCAAGGCAUGAAUGACUGCGGUGAAGCCGGUGCCGGUAUGAGACUAGUCGGGCUGUUGGAGCGAACAGGGCUGGUUAACGUUCUUGUUGUUGUUACCAGGUGGUAUGGAGGCACUCCCUUGGGCAACGCAAGGUUUAGACAUAUAAGCACCGUUGCGGUUGAGGCAUUGAGAGAGGGAGGGUUUCUAGAGCCUCCAGCGAAGAAAGGUAAGAGGAAAUGA
This is a messenger RNA of Williopsis jadinii, 444 nucleotides long. RefSeq lists its product as uncharacterized. Gene Ontology annotation, biological process: regulation of translational initiation. Bases 1 to 444 code for a protein of 147 amino acids. Gene Ontology annotation, cellular component: cytoplasm. The transcript is spliced from 2 exons. NCBI's taxonomy places the organism in Eukaryota, Fungi, Ascomycota, Saccharomycetes, Phaffomycetales, Wickerhamomycetaceae. The record is from RefSeq and is a predicted model, not a curated record.